This is a messenger RNA of Amborella trichopoda, 1716 nucleotides long. Its product is annotated as G2/mitotic-specific cyclin-2. NCBI's taxonomy places the organism in Eukaryota, Viridiplantae, Streptophyta, Magnoliopsida, Amborellales, Amborellaceae. Gene Ontology annotation, biological process: mitotic cell cycle phase transition. The record is from RefSeq and is a predicted model, not a curated record. Gene Ontology annotation, molecular function: cyclin-dependent protein serine/threonine kinase regulator activity.
UUUUCUGCAACUCACUAAACCCUAAAAAAUUAAGAAAGAGGAAAUUAGGUGAAGAAUAAAGAAGUAAACAAGAGCCCAUAAAUGGCUCACUGUCACUCUGGUCUGAACCGUUGUAUGGUGUUCUCUGUUCAUUAGACCCUUUAAGGCCAUUGUUGCCAUGACGCCUUUGGGCCAUUGUCCGGGGAGUUUGUGAUUUCAGGGGAUAAAUUUGGCCGGAAAAUUGGAAUUUGGGUGAGUUUUGCAGGUUGGGGUUGUUAAGUUCUAGAAUGGAGGGCAGGAGAUCAGCUAUGGAGGCAGCAAGCAGGCGCCCAGUACUGUCAGAUAUUGGCAAUUUCGUGGGUGGUCACCCCCUGCGAUAUGCAGCUUACAAACAAGGGGUUGAAGGUAAAAUGAUCCCGAUUGGGAAGAACCCAGCCAUCGCAGCCAGCCGUCCAAUGACUAGGAGAUUUGCUGCUUCAUUGACAAACAAACAAACAUGGGUUCAGGUUCAGAAACAGAAGAUUGAACCAGUUGAGAAUGUGACAUGGGGAAUCAAACACCAAAGAACUGCCCCUUUCAGUUCUUCUUCCAAUGAUUCGAAAGACUUUGUCACCAUUGAUGUGGAAGAAUGCGCAGUAAAAGAAGUCAUAGGUGUGGAAGAAUGCAAGGUCAAAGAAGUCAUUAUGCCAGCAGUUAUUGAAGCCAUGGCAGAGGACCCCGCACAGCACUGCGACAUGUUUGAUGAGGUGGAGAUGGAGGAUGUAUCAGAUCCUAUUAUUCCAGACAUUGAUAGCUGUGAUUCAAACAAUCCCUUAGCUGUUGCCGAUUAUGUCGAUGACAUUUACCAGUUCUACAUGGAAACCGAGAAUUCGAGCUGCGUCCCUCCAAAUUAUAUGUCCAACCAAACAGACAUUAAUGAUAAGAUGAGGGCCAUCUUGAUUGACUGGCUUAUCGAGGUGCAUUACAAGUUUGAGCUAAUGGACGAGACCCUAUUCUUGACGGUCAACCUCCUAGAUAGAUUCUUAGCAUGCCAAACAGUGCUAAGGAAGAGGCUACAGUUGGUGGGGGUCACAGCCUUGCUUCUGGCUUGCAAAUAUGAGGAAGUCUCCGUUCCGGUUGUCGAGGAUUUGAUUCUCAUCUCAGACAGGGCUUACUCAAGGGCUGAAGUCCUACAAAUGGAGAAACUGAUGGUGAACACCUUGCAGUUCCAGAUCUCGUUGCCGACUCCGUAUGUUUUCAUGAGGAGGUUCCUUAAGGCAGCUGAAGCUGAUAAGAAGCUCGAGUUCCUUUCAUUUUUCCUCAUCGAGCUGUGCCUUGUACAGUAUGAGAUGCUCAAGUACUGCCCUUCAUUGCUUGUAGCAGCUGCAAUAUAUACUGCACAGUGUACCAUUAAGGGCUAUAGGUUUUGGAGUCCAACUUCAGAAUAUUAUACGACCUACUCAGAGGAUCAACUUUUAGAAUGCUCAAGGUCAAUGGUAGAUUUCCAUCAAAAGGCAGCAACAGGAAAACUAACUGGUGUGCACAGAAAGUUCAAUACAUUCAAGUUUGGAUUUGCUUCGAAGUACAAACCCGCUCUCUUUCUUUUGGAAGCAGCUCUCUAGCCAUGACUUAUAUUGUGCAACAUUUGUUGCACAUGAAUUAAUUUUAUGUUUCAGUUAAAGCAGCCUCUCACUGUUCAAAUUGUGACCAUAGGAAACUUCAUUUUCUAAAGUUAUUCUUUGUUAUUUUUUCUUUUUA